Sardina pilchardus (European sardine) is the source of this 1138-nucleotide messenger RNA. RefSeq names its product zinc finger MYND domain-containing protein 15-like. Gene Ontology annotation, biological process: negative regulation of DNA-templated transcription. Gene Ontology annotation, molecular function: histone deacetylase binding. The record is from RefSeq and is a predicted model, not a curated record. Lineage: Eukaryota; Metazoa; Chordata; Actinopteri; Clupeiformes; Clupeidae. The transcript is spliced from 8 exons. The coding region runs from base 324 to 971 and encodes 215 amino acids.
GCCACUUGGGGCCGUAUGGUCCGUUGUUGGAGGAAUCGGAUACUCUGCUCAGCAAAGCGCCCCACAACGCCCCGAGCCUCAGCUCCCCUCUCGUGUCCUGGAAGCAGUACUUUGUUUGGAGACGUCUGAAGUUGACGUCUCCUGUGGCUGCUCUCCUCAGCUCUCCUCUCUCCAUCUACUACAUCAUCACUUCUUUGGUGCCUCGCGACUUCCCUGAACUGAACAUAUUGAAGAAGCAAUCUUUGAAGAUCCAUAUCAUCGAGUCCUACCGGGAGUUCAACUCUCUGCUAGUGUUUUGGGAGCUGUCAGUGCUCCUGCCCCACAUGAGCUUUGAGCUGUGCUUCAUAGGAGAGAGAUUGCCCCCAGAGAGCGACGAACAGCAGUACAUCCUGCAGAAGAAAGAAGGCCUAGUGACACUGGUCAGUCCCAGCUUUUCAUCAGAAGAUAAGAUUGACAAGAAGAGCGUCCGGGUCAAAGUUUACAGACGGGUUUAUCACAUGCUCCAGGGUUCCAAACCCGACCUGGUGAUAGGAUUCAGACCAGCCAUUCCAUUGCAUGACUUGUGGGUCAGCACUCUCCCGAGGUUACAGUCUCUCAAGGUGCCUGCAUAUUUCUGUGAGUUGAGCGAGCCCAGCUGCGAGGGCAGCCUGCCGGUGAUGAGUUCCGCCACAGGGGGCGCCCUUUCCCCUGCCCAUCUCAACCCCUUCCACUGCCCCCUACGCAUCUGCGGUGGAGAUAACCUGCUGCCCUGGUACUCCAAUGCAUUCAUCUUUCACCUCGUGUACAAACCUGCUGUAUCCUGCCCGCUACGGCCCUCUCUGGCCAAUCCCCAGCCAAUGGGGCCUGUCGAGCAGCAGCAAGCGGCCAAUCAGAGGGCAGGUGCCAGGCAGAGCCCGCCCCCUAUGCAGCCCAAGUUGACCCGAAAAGAGAGGAAGCAGGCAGCCCGGAACAUGCCUCGCAAACGCAAAUGAGAGCAUGUGCACGUGACCAUGCAUACUCAUGCAUGUGAUAGUGUGCUGGUCCAAAUAUGGGCACAAUCCAACCCCAAAUGCACAAAAGACACCCACACGAACCCACGUAAUGCAGCACCACACAACAGACUCCCAUAAGCACUCAUUAGGAAAGACACAGCUAGAAA